AUGGACUCCUUUAUGCUCGAAGACGAGGGCGUACAAGACCGCAUUCGCCAGGCGGUAGACUUUUUGGAUCCCAGUGAUCCGCAUGCACGGAGUUACAGAUCUGAUAUCACUCUCAUGCUCCAAAAGAAUCUUCGACGUUUGACGGUUAACCUCGACCAUGUUCGCGACUACAAUAACGAACUUGCCAAUGGCAUUCUCGAGCGGCCAUUCGACUACCUUCUUGCUUUCAACCAGGCCCUGAAAGACAUCGUGUUGACAUUACCCCAGGUGCGGCCUGACCAAGCCGCGAGGGAUACCGUCUAUUACUGCGCCUGGGCGGGGAGCUUUGGCCUCAAUUCCUGUAAUCCCCGAACUCUCUCCUCGCAGCAUCUCAAUCACAUGGUGUCCCUCGAAGGUAUUGUCACUAGGUGCUCCCUGAUUCGGCCAAAAGUUGUCCGCAGCGUGCACUACAAUGAGAAGGCGGGAAAGUUUCACUUCCGGGAGUACCAGGACCAGACGAUGACGAAUGGAGUGACUACCUCCAGUGUGUAUCCCCGAGAGGACGAUGAAGGCAACCCUCUCCUUACUGAGUACGGGUUUUGCACAUAUCGUGACCAUCAGACAAUAUCUAUCCAGGAAAUGCCUGAGAGAGCCCCGGCUGGCCAGUUACCUCGCGGCGUUGAUGUUAUCUUAGAUGACGAUCUGGUUGAUCGUGUCAAACCCGGAGAUAGGGUCCAGAUUGUUGGCAUCUUCCGCACUCUAGGCAAUCGAAAUACCAAUCACAACAGCGCGCUUUUUAAGACCAUCAUACUUGCCAAUAAUAUCGUCCUUUUAUCCUCAAAAUCGGGUGGCGGCAUUGCCACAUCCGCCAUAACGGACACGGACAUUCGAAACAUCAAUAAGGUGGCGAAGAAGAGAAAUCUUCUAGAACUCCUCUCCCAGUCUCUUGCCCCAAGUAUAUAUGGCCAUGAUCACAUCAAGAAGGCUAUUCUUCUAAUGCUUUUGGGUGGCAUGGAGAAGAACCUUGAAAAUGGCACCCAUCUCCGAGGUGACAUCAAUAUCCUCAUGGUUGGAGACCCGUCCACAGCUAAAUCCCAGCUGCUUCGCUUCGUUCUCAACACUGCCCCUCUUGCUAUCGCCACCACGGGCCGAGGCUCCUCUGGUGUCGGUCUCACUGCGGCCGUCACAACAGACAAGGAAACUGGGGAGCGAAGGCUUGAAGCUGGGGCUAUGGUAAUGGCUGAUCGCGGUGUCGUCUGCAUUGACGAGUUUGACAAAAUGUCAGAUGUUGACCGAGUUGCCAUCCAUGAAGUCAUGGAACAGCAAACGGUUACGAUCGCAAAGGCCGGAAUCCACACUUCACUGAAUGCCCGAUGCUCUGUUGUUGCGGCUGCAAAUCCGAUAUUCGGCCAGUACGAUCCUCACAAAGACCCGCACAAAAACAUAGCACUUCCGGACUCGUUAUUAUCGCGAUUUGAUCUUCUGUUUGUGGUGACGGAUGAUAUCGAGGAUACUAGGGAUCGUCAAGUGUCAGAACAUGUGCUGCGUAUGCACAGGUACCGCCAAGCUGGCACCGAAGAGGGGGCACCAGUCCGAGAGCAAAUGUCGCAAAAUCUGGGCGUAUCCGCUGACAGCCAGGCGGGAUCACAGCAACCGGCGGAGGUAUACGAAAAGUAUGAUGCCAUGCUUCAUGCUGGAGUCACACGUACUUCUGGGCGAGGCUCGGCUAGAAAGCCAGAGAUUUUGAGUAUUCCGUUUAUGAAAAAGUACAUACAGUAUGCAAAGACCAGAAUCAAGCCUGUGUUAACUCAGGACGCUUCAGAUCGCAUAGCAGAAAUAUAUGUCGGUUUGCGAAACGACGAAAUGGAGGGUAACCAAAGGAGAACCAGCCCCCUGACUGUUCGCACUCUGGAGACAAUCAUUCGACUUGCCACUGCCCACGCCAAGGCCCGUCUAUCAAACAGAGUUGAAGACCAGGAUGCAGUUGCUGCGGAAGCCAUUCUAAGAUUCGCACUUUUCAAGGAAGUUGUUGCAGAUGAGUCGAGAAAGAAAAGGAGAAGGACCCAUACUAUCGACUUUGCGUCUUCGAGUGAAGAGAGCUCCGAUGAUGGGGCUGAAGACGAAGCAGUCAACUACAGAACGACCCGCUCGACGAGAGGGGCAACAAGUGCUACAAAUACAUCUACUCGAUCACAAGCCGAAGCUUCCAGAAGGCUCGAUGUUGAUGGCCCUGAAGACCUGUCGAAGACUGACGAGACCGUGCUUGAAGAGGGUCCAUCCUCCCAGCAGACGGGCCUUCGCCGCUCUGGACGAUCUGGUCGUUCGACUCUGGGUACACCCCAGUCGCAAACUUCAUUUGCGUCAUCUGUGCCAGCUUCGGCAUUGCCUUCACAGUCGCAAGAAAGCCAACUUGAACAGGACCUUGCCACUGGCACUGCAGGGUUGGCAAUCGAUGAUGCCGAGUCGAUUGAUUCCCGUCGCGUGACAGUCUUUAGAUCCGCCCUAGGUCAGCUCUUGAACUCUGACUUGUUUGAGGAUGACUCUGCGACUCUAGAUGCAGUUCUCUCCGCCGUCAAUAGCAGAGUCUCAAGCCGCGAUGGGGGAGAAUUUGGACGGCCUGAAGCCGUAAGAGCCCUCAAGAAGUUGGAGGAAGCAAACCAUAUCAUGUUUGCGGACGGAGAGCUUGUUUACAAGAUCUAA
This is a messenger RNA of Pochonia chlamydosporia 170, 2679 nucleotides long. Its product is annotated as DNA replication licensing factor mcm3. The record is from RefSeq and is a predicted model, not a curated record. Gene Ontology annotation, biological process: double-strand break repair via break-induced replication; DNA replication; mitotic DNA replication initiation. Gene Ontology annotation, cellular component: nucleus; MCM complex. Gene Ontology annotation, molecular function: ATP binding; single-stranded DNA helicase activity; single-stranded DNA binding. NCBI's taxonomy places the organism in Eukaryota, Fungi, Ascomycota, Sordariomycetes, Hypocreales, Clavicipitaceae. Bases 1 to 2679 code for a protein of 892 amino acids. The transcript is spliced from 3 exons.